Messenger RNA from Grus americana (Whooping crane), 2007 nucleotides. RefSeq names its product tudor and KH domain containing (gene TDRKH). Gene Ontology annotation, biological process: spermatogenesis. The record is from RefSeq and is a predicted model, not a curated record. The coding region runs from base 133 to 1860 and encodes 575 amino acids. The transcript has 13 exons. Gene Ontology annotation, molecular function: RNA binding. Lineage: Eukaryota; Metazoa; Chordata; Aves; Gruiformes; Gruidae.
GCGGCCGGACGCGUGAGGCGGCGGCGGUUCGAGGGGCGGCGGCACCGGGGCGAAGCCGGGUCCGUGGUCCCGGUCGGGGCUGGUGUCCGGGGGCUGCACCGCCGGGACCGGGCUCUCCAGGCCGUGAGGAAGAUGACGGCGGAGCGGGGUUACUGGAACAGCCUGACGGCCCUGCAGAAAGCUGCCGUGGUCCUGGGGAUCCCGGCCGGUGCAGCCGUCUUCUACAUCCUGUACCGCAGGUACCGGGAGAGCCGAGAGGAGCGGCUGACGUUCGUGGGAGAUGAGGAGCUGGAAAUCGAGAUGCGAGUGCCCCGGGCGGCCGUGAAAUCCAUCAUCGGCCGGAAGGGAGCCACUAUCAAAAAACUGAGCCAAGAGACGGGGGCUCGCAUCGAUGUGGAGGGAGAGGACGAGGGCGAGGAGACGGCGCUGCUGAUUUCGGGCUCCCCCAGCCAAGUCUGCCGGGCGAAAGCCGCCGUCCACCAGAUCGUGACGGAGAGCGCCCCGGUGUCGGAGCAGCUCUGCGUGCCCCAGAGAGCCGUCGGCAGGAUUAUCGGCCGGGGCGGUGAGACGGUGCGGGGCAUCUGCCACAGCUCGGGGGCCAAAGUGCUCUGCGAGCGCGAGGCCGACGCCGGCCUGGCCCCGAUCAGGGUCAUCCAGCUCUCGGGGACGCGGAAGCAGGUGGCAGCGGCCAAGAAACUCAUCAUGGAGAAGCUGAUGGAAGACGACGCUUUCCGGAAGGAGCUGGCCCAGUCGACGGCGAGGCGGUGCCAGCGCAAGCAGCCCCUGGGCAGCCGGUGGGAGCAGGAGCCGCUCCCCGACGGGGUACCGGGGCAUGGUGAAGAGGAGGGGGGCUUGUCCUGGGGUGAAGGCUCGCUCCUGGGCCAGGCUCCCUUUGAGGAGGCGGAGGAGCUGGAGGAUGAGCUGGAGGAGCCGGCGGCAGGGCCUGACGCGGCAGUGCCGAAAUUUGAGGUUCCCAGCCCCGAUUUCAGCUUCCACGCGGACGAGCACCUGGAAGUUUACGUCUCGGCCGCGGAAAACCCCAACCACUUCUGGAUCCAGAUCAUCGGCCACCGUAGCCUGCAGCUGGACAAGCUGACCGCCGAGAUGCGGCAGUACUACCAGAGCAGCGGCCGCGCGGCAGAGCUCUCCUCCGUCCGAGCAGGGGACAUCGUGGCCGCCCCCUACAUGGAUGGCAGCGACUGGUACCGAGCCCGCGUCCUGGGCACGCUGGAGAACGGCAGCUUUGACCUUUAUUACGUGGAUUUUGGGGACAACGGGGAGGCCCCCCGCGAGGCGCUGCGAGCCCUGCGGAGCGACUUCCUGAGCCUGCCCUUCCAGGCCAUCGAGUGCAGCCUGGCCGGGAUCCUGCCGGCGGGGGACGGGUGGGAAGAGGCGGCCCUGGACGCCUUCGACCGCCUCACCCACUGCGCCGCGUGGAAACCUCUGGUGGCAAAAAUCUCCAGUUACGUCCAGUCCGGGCUCGGCACGCGGCCGAACGUCAGGCUCUACGAUGUCCACCACGAAAAGAACCUGGACGUCGGAGCGGAGCUGGUGCGGCUGGGCUACGCCGUCCCCUGUCCCCAGGAGGAAGAGGAAGGGGCGGUGGGUGACGGCCCCCCGCCGCUGGCCCAGGACGCCACGGCGGAGACACCGGAGAACGGCACCGGCGCCUCCCUGGAGAGCCUCUUGUCGGAGCCGCCGAGGGGUCCCGGCGAGCCCCCCCUCACCCCGUCCUGCCUUUCGGACGGUGCCUCCAGCAGCGGUGAGGACGUCGUGGUGACGGAGGGGAGCUCCCGGUGCCCCCCGGAGCAGGAUUGUCCCCACGGAGCCCCCCGGGAGCACAGAGCGGGAUGGACGUGAUGCCCCCCCCCACCGUUACCGGUCGUGGCUCGGGGGGCUCCCGGUCUUUCCCCGGUUCUGGUCGGAUUGUUUUUGCCCCAGCCCGGUUGUGCGGUGAGGGGGGAGAGGGGCUGCGGUGUCCCGGGUCAAUAAACGGAACGUUUCGGA